AAGCGGCUCGCUUACCACUUCGAUGUAGUAGUAGUGCUAAGUGACAACGUAGUGCAUCGCUCCCGACGUCAGGUCACGAUGCCAAAGAUCUUCCUUAUCAAGAAUCGACUGCAUCAGCAGCAGUUGCGGCUCCUAGAAUCGCAACAUCCCAGCAAGAGUCCACCUCCCGGUAGUGGCAAAGAUAGCCCGCUUGGCACCUCGGAACCGUUGAGUCUCAUCGUCAACAAGGAUCAAUAUCGAGACAAAACUGAUGAUGAUCGUGCAACAUCUCCGGAAUCCUUUCGCAGCAGCAGUCCGGCACCAUCACCAUCACCCCCACACCCGGUGACAAGUAAUGCUACCAGCCCGCCUCCAAGACGGUUUAUCUCCAGCAUCCUCGGCGGUGACGUGCCGUAUGGUAGUAGACGUCAUGUGCUCACCAGGGCGGAGCGGAAAGAAUACAGUAGCCCACCGAUAGCCUCGGAUGAUCCACCACAGUUCCUGUCCAAGUCAGAGAAGGUUGCAUUGCCCAGGCCGCAAACACCACCGAAAGCACCCCGUGUUGAACCACCAACAAGGGUUUCCGUUAUCCAGAGGGUGCCAUCCCAAGGUACUUCUAGGAAAGAAGAAAAUAAGAUCGAGAUUGAAAGAAUUGAUCCAAUACAAGCUCCAGAACCAGAACAGGAGCAGCCCAUAGAUUAUGCAGUGCCGAAGCGAAAGGAGGAAGAUGAAGAGAAGUGUCGUGAUGGUGCGAUGGCAGCACGCAGCUCCAGCACCUCGAUUGCAAGGUCUUUGCUGGCUGUCAAACUGUCUGGGUCCCAGGUGGUACAAGCGGCUGCAGGCCAUGGCAGAUCGUCGAAUUCAGGUGGUUCUUCCGGCGGCGGUGGUGGUGGCGGUGCCAACAAUUCCUCACCCUCGUCGAACGGCGGCGGCAGCGGCAGCGGUGGUGCUAUGAUCGGUGGAGGAUGCGGAAACGGGACGAUUCUCGGUAGCGGAGGCAGUGGCGGUGGUGGUGCUUUAGGCGGGGGUGCGGGUGCAGGCGGCAUGCCCCCCGGAGGAAAUGGAGGUCGUGGCAACUACGGACCGAGUUCGCCGCCGACGGGCUCUCUGCCACCGUUCUACGAAUCCUUGAAGGGCGGCAAUAAUCUCGCGAACUUCGCCAAUCAGUAUAACAGUUCUCAAGGAAAUGCGUAUCUCACACCAUUGACGGCCGUUGGGAUUGAAUGCGAUACCGGUCAACAGGACAACUCACAGCACGCGCAGUAUAAUGCACAGGAGGGCAAGCAGUACUCUCUUCUUCAGAAUGUUUGCGCAAAUGUUUGCGCCUCCUACGGUUUGACGUUUAAGGAAGAGGAGGAAGAACUAGCGGGCUAUAAAAUUCAGCCGAACGACCUGCUUCCUUCCCAAUAUGGCACCUACGAUGUCACCGAUACUGGAAUGAUGGUGGAUAUGGUGACUGGUACCAUGGUAGUGGAUCCAUUGCAGUUCACUGCAGCGACCUUGACCUUCAACUCGCCGUCUGAUCACACGGCACUUCUCGAAACUCUCAGCGACGCGGCGGACCUUCUGUUGCCCAGGCUGCAAACCGAAGAUGGUGGCAGCGAUCUCUUGGAAGAAUCACUACACUCGCCCGCAUCGACUGGCAGCAGUGGAAUCGGUCAGGACGCCGGUCAGAUGACCACUCCCGUUGAGCCUAGCGUCGAUCCUUUCCCCGAGCAUAGCAUGGCCUUGACUAGAGGCUUUGACACGAGACACUAUACAACUCCGCAACAUUUUAACGCAUCCAAGUUGGCGGGAUUGAGCUACGCAGCCGGCGAGACGAGUUAUCAGUCGCUUCAAAAGGAACGUCCAGAGCUUGCGUUACAUGUCAAUCAGAAUCAUCAACAUCAGCAAGAUCAGCAGUUACAAAUUCAGGUGCAGUUACAUCAGCAGAAGCAGCAAGCUAGCUCACCGCACCAGCAGCAACAGCAACAGCAGCAACAGCAACAGCAGCAGCAACAGCAUCAAAGUCUUCUGAGUCCCGGAUUGAAUUUCAAUAACGGACUAAGGAUUAAUACCGCGCUAACGGUUCGGUUACUUAAUCUCGAAGGUUUAGAGAUAGACUCCGGUAGCAGCGUAGGCGGAAGCUUACCCAGCCCUGGCACUGCGAGCUGUUCCUUGGAUGGAGCCUCAUCUGGUACCUCACCGUCAUGCGGACUGGGAGAACACGCGCACAGUCCACGCAUAGCAGUUGUAUCACCCACCACCGUCGCAACUCAAGCUGCUGGAUCGGUAGGCGAACCGCCGCUCUCGCAACGGGUCGGUGUACUUCAACAAAGGCUGGGUUUACCGAGCGAUUGUCAGCUAGAAUUUGUUAAUGGUGGUCAUGGCAUAAAGAAUCCUUUAGCCAUCGAGGGUCAGAGGCAGGCCGCAGCUACUCGGGAUGAAGAAAGAGCUAAUCGCACUCCGCCUGGCAAGGACGAUGAUCCCAAUCGCUUUACCUGCCGCGUGUGCAGCAAGAACUUCAGUCUUCAGCGACUUCUUAAUCGUCACAUGAAGUGUCAUAGUGACGUGAAGCGUUAUUUGUGUACGUUCUGCGGGAAGGGCUUCAACGAUACAUUUGACCUUAAGAGGCAUACGCGGACGCAUACAGGUGUGCGACCUUACAAGUGCUUUCUUUGCGAGAAGAGUUUCACGCAACGCUGCUCGCUGGAGAGUCACGGUCAGAAGGUGCAUGGCGUUCAACAUCAGUAUGCAUAUAAAGAGCGUCGCGCUAAGAUGUAUGUCUGUGAGGAAUGUGGACACACGACGCACGAGCCGGAGGUGCAUUAUCUUCACUUGAAGGAGCAGCAUCCUUAUAGUCCGGCGUUAUUGAAGUUUUACGACAAGCGGCACUUCAAGUUCACCAAUAGUAACUUCGCCAAUAUGUUGCUCCAGGGUGGCCUGUUACAACGGGACUCACGGAAUACGGACAGCUGUGGCCUUGCGGAGCGACGAGAAACGGUCUCGAAGAGCAGCGAUGCAGCACAUCAACAGACCAGCUUCUAAAUCCGUUGAGAACGAAAAUCCGGGAGAGGAAAGGAGAUA
Molecule: messenger RNA, 3045 nt
Organism: Atta colombica
Lineage: Eukaryota; Metazoa; Arthropoda; Insecta; Hymenoptera; Formicidae
Gene: ovo
Product: protein ovo
Exons: 10
Coding region: 79-3006 (975 amino acids)
Biological process (GO): regulation of transcription by RNA polymerase II; epidermal cell differentiation
Cellular component (GO): nucleus
Molecular function (GO): DNA-binding transcription factor activity, RNA polymerase II-specific; RNA polymerase II cis-regulatory region sequence-specific DNA binding
Source: RefSeq, a predicted model, not a curated record